AUGCAGGGAGAGCGGAAGAUCAUAUGGCUGUUUGGAGGGUCAGGAUCGGGCAAAUCAAGCGUCGCCUACUCCACCGCCGAGCGCCUACGUAGCAAGGAUCAUCUUGCCGCUACCUUCUUUUUCUCCAGAAAGCAUCUCAGCCGAAGUCAGACAGAUCACGUCUUCCCUACUAUUGCGUAUCGCAUCGGCCUUCUUCAUGCUCACGCGAAAGAAGUCAUUAUCAAGGCAAUUAAAGACGAUCCGGAGUUGUUAACCGCGGAGAAGUCUCGACGCGAGCAAUUCGAGAAACUCGUCACGGAUCCCCUUCGCGCCUUGCAAUACGUGUGGUGCACGAAAAGAGCGAUGAUAUUCGACGCCGCUGAUGAAGGCGAAGGCGAUCAAAUCAACGACUUGGUGUAUAUGCUGAUCGAGCUCCUCCGUGAUCCAUCUAUUCCUAUCUCUAGUAUCCUCUUUACCAGCCGACCUCUCUUUCGUCUUGGAUCACUCACAAGAAACAAUGGCAUAGAAAGCAUGUUCAUUAGUCUUCGCAUCGAGGAUUUCGAAGCCACUCACGAUAUAGAAGUCUUCCUAUGCGAUUCCCUCCGGAGGAUCUACGAGGACCGCGAACUCCAGUUUAUGCACCCUCAGCCAUGGCCACCUCCAAAUCUUAUCGCCUCAUUACUUAACCGUAUAAGAGGGCAGUUCAUCGUCGCCGCAACUAUUUGCAGACUCAUCCGCGACGCUACGGACCCCAUCGAAUGUCUUGACCUCGUCUCCGAUAUGUACACGGGCGAGGUUGAGCCUUUGUCCCUCAACUUGACUGGCAUCGAUUCGGUGUAUUACCACAUUCUUUCCGACUGCGACACGACAUCAAGGAUUCCGGGAGCCAAAUGUUUAGCGGAUAUUACCGCGCUUGCUGAAACCCUAUCGCUAUCCGAUCUUUGCAGGUUAUUUGCUACUAGGGACGUUCCGAAGCACAUCACCCACCUGUCAGCCAUCGUCGUCAUCCCCUCCAUCGAGUCAAGGGACACUGUUCAGGUAUAUCAUGCCUCUCUGCGAGACUACCUGUCGGAUGAAUCUCGGUCCCAAGAGUUUUAUGUGCAUCCGAAGGUCUCUCACCAGCGGCUAGUUUGCAUGUGUUUGAGGCUCAUGAAGAGAGAUCUCAGGAAAGACAUAUGCGGGCUCGAGGAUCCAUCAAAACUGCAUAGCGAGUUCGAAGACUUUAUUUACCGCCGCGAAGCAUACAUCUCUGGUGCCUUGCGUUAUGCGUGUCUGUACUGGCCAUAUCACCUUCUAAGGUCCGAAUGCACUGAAGAAACUCGGGCACUUGUGGUAUACUUCGUAAAAAAGCAGCUACUAUUCUUUGUGGAGGCUUCAGCCAUCAUUGGCUCCUUGCACGCGGCUGUCAACGGCCUCACAGAUGUACAGAGGGCCAUUUCGAAAUGGAAACCUUCUGACGAUCAAAAGCUCGCUUUAAAGUUGCUCUAUGAUGCAGUGCGACUCGUGUUACAGUUCAUUGAACCCAUUAGCAACUCUGCUCUCCAGCUCUACGCUUCUGCACUUCCUAUGUGCCCUGUUAUUACCCAGCUUUCAAGCACGUACCGCGAUUUGUUCAAGGAUAGCGAGGUGUCAGUUGAGUAUGGGCUGAACAAUCCCUGGAAUUACAUCAUCCGCACUUUCGCAGUCGAGGAUGGCGCAUCAAUCGUCAUGUCUCCUGACGGCCGUAGAUAUGCUACGGUUGUCAGCACAGCAAUGGCCAUGUCUGCUUCUGGUAUCCCAGCACGAACUCCGUCGACGAUCUACUCCCGGCCCAAGGCGAUGUGAGCGGACAUAGUGUCUGCGCAUUUUCGGGUGAUAGCCUCUUAUUCGCCAGCGGCGUAACUCUCAGUAACUCUUCAAAGACACUCCUUUGUAUAUUAGAUAGAGACGACACCGCGGGAAAGUGGUCCCCCCGUCCACCAAUAUCCUUGCCUUCCGGCGUAAUUCAAGACCUCGCCUUCUCCUGUACCAAUUUAAUUCUUGCGGUCACUCGCUCUGGAGCGUACAUCAUCAAUCCUACCAGCCAUACUAUAUCCCGGCACCUUCAAGGCCCAUGGUUAGAUCUACCGCAAUGGCAUUCUUUCACUCAAGAGGGCCUAGCUACCUUGCACAUUAACUUUCCCGCAAAAAAGCUCGGUGUUAACACUGUUAUGAUCGAGCCCCUCAGCUUGAAAU
Molecule: messenger RNA, 2193 nt
Organism: Coniophora puteana RWD-64-598 SS2
Lineage: Eukaryota; Fungi; Basidiomycota; Agaricomycetes; Boletales; Coniophoraceae
Exons: 3
Coding region: 1-1803 (600 amino acids)
Source: RefSeq, a predicted model, not a curated record